AUGACAGAGUACUCGCUCGCAGCGGUUCUAAGCGCUGUACAGGCACUCUACAACAUGGAAGGCGCUGGACGACAGCGAGAAGCCAACGAGUUCCUGAACACAUUUGCAGCUUCUGAUGCAGCGUGGAGUAUAGGAUGUCAGCUACUGCUGGACGAGAUGCUGGUCCUGCCUUUGGAAGCACUCUUUUUUGCAGCCAACAUGCUGCAUACAAAGAUACGCAAGGAGUGGGUCCAGCUGUCUGUAGAGACCAAAGAGGCAAUACAUGUGUCGCUGCAAACAUUGAUGCAAGCGCUACAAGAUCGUACGAGAUCAGAUCUCGUGCACGGACCGCUUGUGAGCAAGUUGUGUGCGAGUUACGCGGUAGUGAUGAUCUCGUCUCCGGAGGAAUGCAAAUCUCUGUUUUCGCACUUGUUGACUACCUGCUCGACAACGGGAAACACCGAACAAGUAGUUUUCUUGCUGGUCUUUGCACGCUGCGUGUGCGAGGAAAUGGAAAAUGCGGAGCUGCCGUUUGCAGCAAAGGAUGCAAUGGAAAUGCAUCUGGCAUCUCUGAGCGGAGACUUGGUGACGUUGAUUGGCAAAAUCGUCUGCACGCGCGAAGACCUCGACGUGCAUGUGGCUUCGUUGCAUGGCGAGGCCUUAACCUGCCUGAAUAUCUGGACCAGACCGGCAGGGCUAUCGCUAGCGUCGUUGUACAGCAAGGACAAAACUAUACUGCUGGCGCUGUUAAACGCAUUGCAAACCAAAUCUCGGCAUUUGCGGGCGAGCUCUGAGAUACUCACAAAGCUUAUCAUCGUAUCGUCAUACCCGACUCCAGCACAAUUGGAGCAGACGCUGCUGGUUGUGGCACAAGAAUUGCUUAAGACGCGCGCUGCAAUCGAAAGCGCGAUUGACGCGGAAGAGGAGGAUGCUUGCCAUGCUCUUGCGGACGUCAUCUCAACGUUUUGCGAAACAUUUGCGGAUUGGAUACUAGAGGGCAAGCAUCCUCAAGAAGCUAUCGCAUUGGGCGAGCUCAUGUUGUACCUUGGCAGCCAUCCUCGUCGACAAAUUGCGUCGCUUACUCUGGAGUUUUGGAUGAUCGUUCAGGAUGAGCCUGUGCACUCUCGUUUACACUUUUAUCAGCAUGAUGCUUUCAUCCGCCUGUUUGAGGUUGUACUCAAGCAGUGCUCAUUCCCACCAGGAAAUGUGGAGGAUGUGGGCGAAUUUGAGAUUGAUGACCUAAACGCUUUUCGGAGCGACAUUCAUGGUGCCCCUGACGCUUUCAUAGCAAUAUUUUCGCUGCUAAAGGAGCAAUACCUUUCGCGUCUAGUUCACGUUCUUACAUCGGCAGCGUCCAGUGAGUGGCAAAGUGUCGAAGUCGCCUUAUUUGCUAUCUCGUCGGUUGCGGGCGAAGUCAAGAAAAAGCUAACAAAAGCUUACGCCAACACUCCGAUGCAGAUUGAGCUGGAAAGUAUGAUAUCGCAGAUUUUUCGCGUAGUUUUGGACCCGGCAGCUAAUACUCAUCCCCUCGUGAUUGCCACGGCUGCACGGUUGUUGGGGCAGUUUGCGGGCUGGAUCAAUGACAGAGCUUUAGCAGCCCACACGUUUGAGACGGUCGGAGCAGUUCUACAGUAUUUGUCCGACGCGCUUGGACUUCGACCAAGUCGUGCAAAUGCUGCUAAAAGCUUUAUGCAAGUAUCAACAAGUUGCAUGGCUUGUCUUGCUGAGAUGCCGCCAAGCUUACUUGUGGCUGGUGCGCAGCAUUUUGGUGGCACUUUUGGUCGGGAACCCAUGCCAAUCGAAGAACGGCUACUUGUCGUUGAGGGGCUCGUACGUGCUGCUGCUGUUUCACCAAACUGCUCCGUGAUUUUGCAGACUGUACUAGACGACUCGCUUUCUCGUGUAGAUCAAGCGCUUGUCGCAAAGGAAACCAACGGCGCGGCUUUGUAUAUCAUAGUGUGCAACGAGCUUCAAGUGCUUGGCAAGCUGAUGCGAUUUCUUGAUGCACCUGAGGAUACAGCUGGGGGUAAAGCCGUCACGGCAUGGGCUGCUCAGCAAAUUUGGCCUCACUUGAACCCGAUUGCACUACAGUUUGACGUCGACGAGGCAAUAAUGGCGGCUCUAUUCGAACUGUUUGGAUGGUGUCUGCAGAGCUUGCGGCAGCAAAUGGCAUCACAGCUUGAUGGAAUUGCUACCCUGAUUGUGAGAGUGUUUGAGAAACGGCACUACGCGGCUCCGCUAGAGUGUGCAAUAGUCGCUCUUGAUGUGUUUGGAAAGGAGGCAAACGCAGAGGUUGCUGGUAGUUUCCGAGGACUUUUGGGCGCAUUGAGUCGAUCAGCUUUUCAAUUUUUCACGACGCAUUCGCUGGCUGAAAAGCCGAAGGUGCUGCAGUCGUUUUUUGAGCUAGGCUACCGCUUUCUGCUCUCCUGCCCAGCUGCAGUACUUACUGCAGCCGAGUUUCCCGUGCUGAUUGAGCUCGGACUGGCUUGCCUGGGCAACCAGGAUCGCGCCUCGACGAAUGCGGUUCUCGUGUUUCUCACAUUCUUGCUCAACGAGUAUACGACAAGACUCGCACCAUAUACGGCAGUGAUCAACGCCUGUGUACUGGAUGCCGGCCAACCCGAAAAGUGGCUUGAUGGUAUCAUUGGUGCGCUGGCGUUGAAGAGUCCGAGCACUCUGUACGAGUCGAUGGCCAAGCUGCUAUACGCACUACUAACUAACUUCACUGGCAACACACACGUGCGGGAAGCACUGGUACGGUCUUUGACUCGCGACGCACUGGGUGUGGGAGGCCUGGGACCGGAAGACCGGCAGCAGGUGCUACACUUGUGGCUAUCCCUCACUGCCCAGCCUUCACACUAUUCUGAGCGGCGCUUUCGCGGUUUAUGCUCCGACUUUGCUAAGGUUUGUCGCAAGGAGUUAACGGCAGACGCGCUUCACUCGAUCGAGAUGCCCAACUGA
Molecule: messenger RNA, 2940 nt
Organism: Hyaloperonospora brassicae
Lineage: Eukaryota; Oomycota; Peronosporomycetes; Peronosporales; Peronosporaceae
Source: the annotation of a GenBank genome assembly